Neoarthrinium moseri is the source of this 3063-nucleotide messenger RNA. RefSeq lists its product as uncharacterized. Gene Ontology annotation, molecular function: arylsulfatase activity. The transcript is spliced from 4 exons. NCBI's taxonomy places the organism in Eukaryota, Fungi, Ascomycota, Sordariomycetes, Amphisphaeriales, Apiosporaceae. The record is from RefSeq and is a predicted model, not a curated record. Bases 1 to 3063 code for a protein of 1020 amino acids.
AUGGAGGUUCGAGGCAAGAAACCAAAUUUCCUCAUCGUCGUGGCGGACGACCUCGGCUUUAGCGACACGUCACCAUACGGAGGCGAAAUCGACACGCCGAACCUACAAAGGUUGGCGGACGAGGGUCUGCGCAUGACCGGGUUUCAUACGGCUGCGUCAUGCUCGCCGACACGGGCCAUGCUGUUGUCUGGAACCGAUGCACACAUCGCGGGCCUUGGGUGUAUGGCCGAGAAGAUAAAAAAGUCCCCGGAAAUCUUCAGGGGGAAGCCUGGAUACGAAGGCUAUCUGAACCACCGGGUUGCUGCGCUUCCUGAAAUACUACAAGAUGCUGGUUAUUUCACCUUCAUGAGCGGGAAAUGGCAUCUUGGUUUGAAGAAGGAGCUCAGUCCAAGUGCCCGAGGCUUUACCAAAGUCCUGAGCUCCCUACCAGGGGCCGGAAACCAUUACAACCACGAACCGCAGCUAUAUGGCAUCAAAGAGAAGCCCACCGCGAUCUUCAAGGGCGAUGGCAUAUGGAUGCAGGACGACAAAUUCAUCAAUGGCAGCCGGGACCUUCCCAAGGACUUCUAUUCCUCGGACACCUUCACCGACUACUUUCUCCAGUUCCUUGAGGGCCGGACCGACGAACAGAAAGAACAGCCGUUUCUUGGCUACCUCGCCUUUACGGCCCCGCAUUGGCCCUUGCAGGCACCUGCCAAAGUUGUCAGGAAAUACAAGGGGAAAUAUGACGAUGGGCCUGUAGCUCUGAGGGACAGGAGACUGAAAAGUUUGGUGGAAAGGGGGCUUGUGCCACCCAACGUCGAGGCCGCGCCCUUACAUACGCUAGGCACAACACCUUGGGAAGACCUCACAGAAGAUGAGCGCAGGCGGUCAUCGAGAACUAUGGAGGUAUAUGCAGCGAUGGUGGAUCUCAUCGAUGUGAACAUCGGGCGGGUGCUCGAUCACCUGGAACAGUCGGGGGAACUGGAUGAUACCUUCAUUGUGUUCAUGUCGGACAACGGCGCCGAGGGACAGCUCCUAGAGGCGAUCCCGAUUCUAGCAGGCUAUACCUUGGAGGAUAUGGUGAAGAAGUUUUACGACAACUCGCUGGGCAAUAUAGGGAAUCACAACUCCUUUGUCUGGUACGGGCCGCAGUGGGCCGGCGCAGCAACGGCUCCAGCCAGAGGAGCCAAGUCAUACACGACCGAGGGCGGCAUCCAUUGUCCCUGUAUUAUACGGUACCCUCCCAUACUGAAGGCGAAAGGCACCAUCACGGACGAAUUCACUACGGUUAUGGAUAUUCUGCCAACUAUAUUGGAGUUGGCCGGCUUGGAACGGCCCGAAAGAGUAUUCCGCGGACGAGAGGUAGUACCAAUUCGAGGGAAAUCAUGGCUACAACUACUGAGCGACCCAUCAAACCAGGAAAUAGUGGUUUACCGACCAGACGACAUAGUUGGAUGGGAGCAACUUGGCAUGGCAGCUGUCCGGGUCGGGAACUGGAAAGCCUUGUUUAUCCCCCCGCCGAGAGGCCCAGGGCGAUGGGAGCUAUACGAUCUGACAACCGACCUGGGCGAAGUGAAUGACCUCGCAGGUAAAGAGCCGCAGAAACUCAAGGAAAUGCUUGCACACUACGAGACCUACUAUCAAGAGACGGGCAUGUUCGACUCGUAUACCAUGUUUCAGGAGGCCAUGAGGCAGAAGAAGCUCGCAGGGGCCUCGGCUUCUGGCAGCAGGAAGAGGAAAGCACUAGACAUCCUAGAAAGGGAAAACAUAAAGCCUCAGGGCUCAAGGGAGGAAGAGGGGAAGGAUUCUAAAACUAGGCUCGAUCAGACGACCGCUACCAAGGGCUACCUAGACCACUGGCCUAACAAGUUAGCGGCUUCCAGGAAACCACCCAGCGCCACCCCAACCGUGCCCCAGGUUCAGAGUUACCAGGGGCCUGGUUCGCCGGUGCGAUUCUUCCGCCGCCGAAACGCAGGGCAACCCGACUGGACUUCAACAAAGGCGAGAGGGCGACUUGACGCUGCCCUGCUUUCUGACCUCAUCACUGACCUGGAAUACACACACGCUGCUCAGCACGCAAAGGGACACCUUCGUUUUCCCGACCUCUGUCUACGGACCGCUGCGGGCCCCCUUUUGCAGAUUGAACUCGAGAAACAACACAGGCAGCACCCGAUGCCGUCGGUCACGCACGCCGAGUCGCCCACCCUCACCUCGGGCAAGAAGCGCAGGUGGGACGACAAUGCAGAGCUUCAGAUGCCGCUGUAUGCAGCCCUCGACAACUCGACGCCGUCGGGUGCUCCCGCAGCUGACCUGCCGUCCUUGUACAGCUACACCUCGCCGACGAACCCCGGGGCCCAGGACUACGAAGUAAACAACGACCGCCUGGUCUUCCACCGCACGAGCCCCAACAAGGGAGGACCCGUGCCGAACUCGCUGCUCGGCCUGCAGCGCAAGAUCAGGCCGCUGCCCUCGGCCAAGAGGCUCAGGGUCCUGGAUGACGAAGAAAACCAACACUACGAUGCAGCCGUCGGAGCGCAGGGCUGGCAACGUGCCUUGUAUUCAUCGGGCCAGGCAGACUACUCAACGCCCCCAAUCUCACCACAGAUGCGGCCCGUUGCAUCCACAGAACGGACCACCUCGUCAACAGUGCUGAGCCCGUGCCAUAUCUGCCACCGAAAGCCCACCAAAAAGUCGGACCUGGACUCCUUUGCCGACUGCGAGGGUUGCGGCGAGAGGACGUGCUACGUCUGCAUUCGGCAAUGCCAAGGCUGGGACAGCACAACAUCCCGCACAAGCCCUGGCCAUGAAGCUCAACGACAACGGCAGCAACAGCAGCAGCAAGAGGCAGCAGACGAGGCGCUGUCGAGGUCGUUCACAAUGCACGAUGUGGACGAUGCGGUGGAAGACCAGGAAUCGCAUGGACCAAGAUCCGGUACGAACAGAGAGAGGGACUCGGGAGGCACCAGUGGAUGGAAUGCGAAAGGCCACUGCUCUGUCAUCUGCAGCCGGUGCUGUGUGGAGCGUGGGAGCGAGGGUGACGUGGUGUGUUUGGGCUGUCUGGCUGGCAUUGAGGGUGCAUGA